Messenger RNA from Coccomyxa subellipsoidea C-169, 342 nucleotides. RefSeq lists its product as hypothetical. Lineage: Eukaryota; Viridiplantae; Chlorophyta; Trebouxiophyceae; Coccomyxaceae. Gene Ontology annotation, biological process: negative regulation of translation; negative regulation of ribosome biogenesis. The record is from RefSeq and is a predicted model, not a curated record. The coding region runs from base 1 to 342 and encodes 113 amino acids. Gene Ontology annotation, molecular function: ribosomal large subunit binding. The transcript has 2 exons.
AUGCUGAGAGAAGCAAAGACAGACGAUGUGCGUGUGCUGGAUGUGCGGCAGAGGGACUGUGACUUCACGGAUGAAUUUGUGAUUGCCACUGCCCGGUCCAAACUCCAUGCACAAACUGCUGCGCAAGCAAUUGUCUACCAGCUGAAGCAGCGGUGCAAAGAGGUGGCACCAGGGAUUGUCCCAUCUGUGGAAGGAUUGGGGACUGACUCUUCUUCCAACUCUCAGUGGCUAGUGGUGGAUUGUGGGAGUGUAGUGGCACAUGUGUUUGAGGAGGGCGCCCGGGAACUGUAUGAUUUGGACAGUAUGUGGGGUGGUCAGUCAAUGUCCCUGGAAGCUGCUUAG